ACUCUGCAAAUCAGGCUGCGAACCUGGAGAAAGUUAACCUUGUUUCGAAGGAGGGAAUGCUGACGGGAGUGGAGGUAGCGUUACCCACGUCUACGCAGUGAGGGACUGUUGAAGGUAGGCUACGCCGGGAGGACGGGCGGUGCAGCUCCUCCUCCGUCCGAGAGGCACCGCGGCUGGAUCGCUCCAGAGUCUGUGAUUCCUGGCAUGGCGUUUCGGGAGCGCGGCCCGGAGUCCAUCACCACAGCUCUCGAAGCAGCGGCCGCAGCUAAGCCAGACGCCCGCCCUGAGGAGGCCUUACGGCCGGAUGGAAACCUGCGGCUAAACGCUUCCCGCCUCUGUUUGGUUACCGGGCGGCAUGGAGGCAUUAAGCGGCACGAAGGAGAUGAGGUGGAGCAGCGAGGCGCGACCCCUUGACCUGUUGGUCAGCUCGUACCGUUUACCACAGCUGGUCAAGCUGGAGGACGGGGAAACAGUGGAAGGGAUUCGUGAAAAUGAUUUAGUUUUGCUUCACUCCUGUCGACAAUGGACUACAAUUACUGCCCAUAGCUUGGAAGAAGGUCAUUAUGUGAUUGGGCCAAAAAUAGAGAUUCCUGUUCACUAUGGAGGACAAUUUAAGUUACUGGAACAGGACAGAGAUAUCAAGGAACCCGUGCAAUACUUCAACAGUGUGGAGGAGGUGGCAAAAGCCUUCCCAGAACGAGUGUAUGUCAUGGAGGAAAUAACGUUUAAUGUUAAGGUAGCUUCAGGGGAGUGCAAUGAAGAUACAGAAGUAUAUAAUAUCACUCUAAGCACUGGGGAUGAACUUACUCUAAUGGGACAGGCAGAAAUCCUUUAUGCCAAGACAUCAAAAGAGAAGUCACGGCUUAACACAAUUUUUAAAAAAAUUGGAAAACUAAACUCAAUCAGCAAGUUUGGACGUGGAAAGAUGCCUUGCCUUAUUUGUAUGAAUCACCGAACCAAUGAAAGCAUUAGCCUUCCUUUCCAGUGUAAAGGUAAAUUCAGUACCCGUAGUCCCUUAGAGAUACAGAUGCAGGAGGGUGAGCACACUAUUCGCAAUAUUGUUGAAAAGACUAGGCUGCCAGUAAAUGUUACAGUUCCAUCUGCUCCACCACGAAACCCCUAUGAUCUGCACCUCAUUCGAGAAGGCCAUCGCUAUAAAUUUGUUAAUAUCCAAACUAAGACUGUGGUAGUGUGCUGUGUACUUCGGAACAACAAAAUGAUUCCUGUGCACUUCCCACUUCAUUUAGAUGUGCCAAAGUUUACCUUGGCUGAAGGUCUUCUUAAGGGAGAGACAUGGUACGAGAAUAUAGUUCAGCACUCAUUCAGCAUUUGUCAGGAGCAGUUUGACAUCGAAGAAUAUUCACGAGCAGUUCGGGAUGUGAAGACUGACUGGAACGGAGAUUGUAAAAGCCCAAAGAAGACAAGAUGUACUGGCCAUAGUCACAUGCCUAAUUCCCUUAGUUAUGCUCGUGAAGAACUGACUCAGUCGUUCCAUCGACUUUCAGUGUGUGUUUAUGGAAACAAUUUGCAUGGAAAUAGUGAAGUUAAUUUGCAUGGUUGCAGAGAUCCUAGCAAUGAGUGGACUCUGUUUUCUCACGAAACCCUACUAUCUCAAGAUUCUGGAGAUAGUGGGAGUGACUAUCUGCUGCCUGAAGUGACUGAAGAAUCUGGAAUCCAGUCACAAUCAGAACUUCCCUAUGAAGAGCUCUGGUUAGAUCAAGGAUCAGGGAAACAGUGUGGGCAAGAUCCUUCCUCUUUGGGUGAAGGACUGAAAUCCAGUAGUCAGAGACAUUCCAUCCGCUCCAACUGUUCAAUUUCUUCAGGCCCUCCUCCACGUCCUUUGUCUACACCUGAUAUUUCUCUACUUCCACCUCCAGUGCCUCCAAAGUCUGAAGCUGUAAAAGAAGAGUGCAGACUUUUAAAUGCCCCACCUAUCCCUCCACGGAACAUCAAGCCAUCAACAUGUAGUCCCUCUAUUCCUCCUCGACAAAUCCGCCAACAGACGCGCUCUCCUAGCCCUACGUUAUCUUAUUAUUCUUCUGGAUUGCAUAACAUUGGUGCCAUGGAGAAAGAUGCAUCUCCAUCCAAUGAGAAGCAUUCCUCAGCUUCCUGUUACCCUUGCAACUGGAUCAACUCUAAUUCUGUACACAGUGGAACUAAAUCCCCGCUUAGAAGUCCUGUAUUGGAUUCGCGUUCAAAUCGUUCAUCAUGGCCAAACCAAUAUUAUGGAGAUAUUGAUGACCAAGAUACUGGUAAUUUUGGAUGUCAACACAGAAGUUAUUACAGCUAUCCUCGUCACAAAAUGUCAAGUACUCCCAAGAGUACAGAACCCAUACAGUUUCAGGAUGGCAGUAUUGACUGUGCCGGGAGAGGUGAAGGGUUUUCACUAAAUGCCUUCUCUGAGCAGCAACAAUUGAAGGAUGAUGGACUCCACAUUAUUCCUACUGAAUGUCCAAGCUCCAAUAUUUAUUUCUCAGAUGACAAUGGAGAAAAUUCUUCAGCAGAUUACAAAGAGCAAAAGCAACCAUGCAUCUCUUCAUCACCUUGUGCACUAAAAUUUAGUGAUGAGGAAUUUGUUGAUCUGGAAGCUUUGUUUCUGCCGUCACCUAUAGAUGGGGCUGAGGAUGAACCUCGGGUUUGUUCAACAGAUCUACCUGAUAAUUUUUCUAACAAAAAUACCCAGGACAUAUUUUCUACUCCUCCUUUAUUUUCUUCUCCACCACAUUUGCAAUUAGUAACACGGUCAUGUGGUGAUGGGUCACCUUGGCAGCCACCAACUGAUCUUUAUGGACUUUCUAUAGAAGAGGUGUCAAAGUGUCUCCAGUUCAUCGGUCUACCUGAGGAGAUUGUGUCACUAUUUAUGGUGGAAAAAAUAGAUGGAAAUUUACUUGUACAGCUUACUGAAGAGAUCCUAUCUGAAGAUUUUAAGUUAAGCAAACUUCAAAUUAAGAAACUCUUGCAGUUCAUCAGUGGUUGGAGACCGAAGAUAUAGUGCAAUGACUCAAAUAAUAUGGGUUCAAAGUAUCUGACCUCAGCAACUAUUAUUUUGCACUAAAUAACCACGAUUAUGUACUGUGUGAAAUCAGAGUGAAUGGUAUGCUUAUUAACAUUUGUAACCUGAUAGAAAUGGCACCCUACAAAGAUUAUCUUGAUGAACAUAUUAUUUGUACGAUACAUAGCUAUACAAACUGCUUGUUUUUUUAGAACAAAAAUGGGUUGUUCUUCAUAAUGCUGUAAUUGUAGCAAAGAUGCAAUGAUUUGCAGAACAAAACAAUUCUGUGCAUUAUUGAUCAAAAGGUCCACCCAGUUUGUCUCAGACUGUUGCCAUACAGAUUUGUAGUUUAACUCUGCUGUUGUGGGCCAGUGCUGCUGCUUAUCCACUCUGUUCACAUUAUAUUCUCUUGGUGAUUAAUAUAUAAAAUGAUGGUGACACUAGUUUUUACUACUGCACAGAGGUUUCUUUGGGAGAUGUACACAUUCAGAUUAAUUGAAAUAUCUCAGUUUUUGUGUGUUGAUGAUUGAAUGAGUAAACUGAACAAAUUGACAUUACAUUAGAUAGAACCAGUUAAUAUGUUAAACCCAUUUUGAUCAUCAUUAAAGUUAUGAGGUUUGUUGCUUCCAUUCAAAUUUCUCCAUUCUCUGCUCCAGCUUUUUCCUGUUUUAUAUCUAGUUUGUAUAGAUGAACAGACUUAAAAAAAAACUUGGACAAAAGGUUCGUUUUGACCAAUUGCCUACCUUGAAGUGUAUCUUGAAUAUUAACUUAUUUUUUAUCCAAUUUUAUUAUUUCCUGAUUAGAUUUGCAGUUUUAAACUGUAUCAUUGAAGUGGGUUGUGGAGUGCACAAAACUGAUGGAUUUUUGCUUUACAAAGUGUAGGUAGUCAUGCUAAUUUUAAUGAAGAAAUUCCGACUGCUGCUUUCCCCAGUAUCCUACUUGAUUGCUCUUCUAGGCUAUUUUUAAAAUAACACAAUAUAAUAAUAACUGACUUAGAAAAGUGCCUUUCAAUACCUCAGGGCAUAGCAGAACACUUUAGUCAGUUAACCAGUAUUGAAAUACAUUGUAAUGGAGGAAAUGUAACAAUUAUUUAUACAAGCAGGAUUCUAGAAACUGGAGUGAAAUGUCUUUAUGAUGUUGGUUGAUGGGUAGCUGUUGUUAGUGGUUAUAACUGAGUGAAAGGUUUUGAGAGAUAUAUCUAAUAGUAAAUCUCUCAUCUGUCACUCAUUUUCUGUCAGUUGCUUCAGUUUGUAUAUAAUGACACUGGGUUUAGGUAUUCUGAUAAAAUACAUUUUAAAAAAAAUCUGGCUAAGGUUUAUAACUUUGCAAAACAUUUAACCCGGAAUGGAUUGAAUUUGAAUUUUCACUUAUAAAUCUCAACUGGAAUAGAUGGUCACUGAACAGCACUAUAUGGGGUGGGACAGACAAACACCACCAUCUUUUGAAAGACAUUGAGGUCAGUAAAUAUACUUGAUCAGUGAUGCAAUUGUCCCUCCGGCAAGAAAAAAAUACUGAGCAAAAUCAAUAAAUCUUUGAAAAUUAAUCAAUGACGUGAGUUCGCCAACCACAUACCAAUAAUUAGCUUAAAUCCUAGCAAUAUUGAUGAAAAUAUUGAUUCUAGAAGUAAUUAAAAAUGUAAAUGGUUGUUAACACUUCAUUAUAAAUUAUAAGCAGAUUAACUUAAUAAAUAGCAAGUUCCAAGAGGAUGGCAUGUGAUUUUCCUUUAUUUUGGGAAUUGCCAUUUUAUCACUGACAAUUUUAAUGUUACUUGAUCCUAUCGAUAAACAAACUUCAUAUCUCAAAUAAUUGCAAUUAAUGUAUGUUAAUAAUGUGUUAGGAAGUUUACAUUAGGAACAUAAUUUGUAUCAGCAAUAUGCCAAAAUGAACUUGUAGCUGGAUUGUAGAUGAUUUUUUUAUUUACUUUUUUCUUUACCACUUGCUUAAGAUGUGGGAGGAAAUCCAUGUAGUCACAGGGCAAAUGUGCAAACUUGACACGGACAAGAUGAAACCUGAUCUCUGGCACUGUGAGUCAGCAGCUCUGUUAGCUGCACCUCUGUGCUGAAUUGUUUGCUUAUAUGUAUUAAAAUCAAUAAAUUCUAUUUGACUUUGUCAACAGCUAUUUUUUUCCCAUUGAUUUUAAUGGGGUGCUUGUACAUACACCAUUUAAUCUAAAGGACAAGUAUCCCAAAAUGUACAUACCCAAUUCCAUGAGG
This is a messenger RNA of Mobula hypostoma (lesser devil ray), 5205 nucleotides long. RefSeq names its product GRB2 associated, regulator of MAPK1 (gene garem1). The transcript is spliced from 6 exons. The record is from RefSeq and is a predicted model, not a curated record. Gene Ontology annotation, biological process: epidermal growth factor receptor signaling pathway; cellular response to epidermal growth factor stimulus. NCBI's taxonomy places the organism in Eukaryota, Metazoa, Chordata, Chondrichthyes, Myliobatiformes, Myliobatidae. Gene Ontology annotation, molecular function: proline-rich region binding. The coding region runs from base 356 to 2992 and encodes 878 amino acids.